Molecule: messenger RNA, 618 nt
Organism: Lates calcarifer (barramundi perch)
Lineage: Eukaryota; Metazoa; Chordata; Actinopteri; Centropomidae
Product: mucin-5B-like
Exons: 6
Coding region: 1-618 (205 amino acids)
Cellular component (GO): extracellular matrix
Molecular function (GO): protein binding
Source: RefSeq, a predicted model, not a curated record
AUGGUACCAGUCACCUGUAACAUCAGUGUGUUUGAAGCUUGCCACAAGGUCAUUGACUACACUCCAUUUGUUACGGCCUGCAAGUUUGACAUGUGCCACAUGCACAUUAAUCACAUUGGUUGCACUAGUAUACAAACCUAUGCUGACGCCUGUGCUGAAACUGGAAUAUGUAUCGACUGGAGGAGUGCCACCAAAGGACUCUGCAAAUAUAAAUGUCCAAGUCCCAAGGUGUAUGAGGCCUGUGGCCCUCUGGUGGAGCCUACCUGUGAUUCCUGGUACAACCACAAAUUCAUCUACACUGUCAAUGAGUUCAGUGCCAUGACAAAUGUGAAGCUGGAGGGUUGCUACUGCCCACCUGGCACCAUCCUCCUCUCUUCCAACUCAGAUGAAUGUGUGCCCAGCUGUGAACUUUGUCGGCUGCCAAACGGAAAAUGGAAAAAGGCCAAUGACACAUGGACAGAGGGCUGCGAGGAGUGUAUAUGUAAGGAGGACACACUGCAGGUCAGCUGCCGUAACAUGUCCUGUCCAACACAGCCACCACUGAUCUGUGACCAAGAAGGUCAAGUCAAGAUCACUGAGAGUGUUGACUGCUGUCAAAAGGAGAAGUGUGGUAAGUGA